This is a messenger RNA of Dermatophagoides pteronyssinus (European house dust mite), 1452 nucleotides long. RefSeq lists its product as uncharacterized. The record is from RefSeq and is a predicted model, not a curated record. NCBI's taxonomy places the organism in Eukaryota, Metazoa, Arthropoda, Arachnida, Sarcoptiformes, Pyroglyphidae.
AUGUUUUUUGAUCGUUUAGAAUAUUAUCAUCAAUUUGAACAAGUAUUAGAUCGAAAUAAUCGUAAAUGGUGGAUAUGCGAAUUAUGGCUUCUCAUUAUUCAAACUGGACGUUUUCUAUUCUAUGUUAUACUUAGUUUUAUGGAUGAAUCCGUAAUACGAUCAUACUGUCCAUAUGAUACAACCGCUGCACCAUUAUUUCAUUAUUUUACUCAUUUGGAUGAUGGAACAUCAUUGAAUCUUACCGAUUGCCGUAUAACAUCGAUUAUAUUUUUAAUUUUUUACAUAUUUGUUUUACACAGUCAAUAUACUUUGUUUUUAACUGAUCAUAAUUCAUUAACAUGGCAUUUAUUAUAUGAUAUUUCCAAUCGUAAUUAUGAUCAUUUUCGUGAUUCAUUCAUUUAUGGGAAAAGAAUGAAUAUGAUAAAAAUGGCGAUCCAAAUGUUAAGUAAUAACAAUGAGCAUACGUUGAAUUCAUCAUCAAGAAUAAUAAAUGAUCAUCGCUUAGCAAAAAUGUUGAAAAAAAAUCGCAAAACUUUUAUUGAUAAAUUUUUCAUACAGCUUAUGUUGAAUAUAAAUCUUCAUAAAUUUGAAAAAUUAAGUUUGAAAAUAUUCCCCUAUGCCGGUUUAAUGCAACGAAUCGCAUUAGCAAUGACAAUGUUGACAUUACAUUUUAUGGAUGUAUUUUUGUUGAUAUUGGUUAUAUCUACCACAUUCACUCUUGGUUGUUUGAUGUAUUUCGAUUUUAUCUACAUUCAUAUGCUGAAUAUAUGGCCAUUGGCCAUAAUCGAUUGUAUUAAUCAUCUAUAUUGUGGCUAUAUUUUCCUACGAAAUUGUACGCUUUAUUUCAAUUUUGCUUCAAUUAGUCUUGUAUUUUAUGCAUUACAAAUGAAUAGCUUGAAUAGAAAGCUUAAAAAAGUUUUUGGCAAUCACAGACAUAUGAUAAAUUUGCGAUUAAAUUAUUUACGUCAAUUAGUUUGGCGACAAUUUCAACGACGACAUCAACAUAUUGCAUAUUGUAUAAUGUAUAGUGGUAUGGAAAUUUGGAAUGGUGUAUUCUUUAUGGGCAUAAUUGCUAAUAUUCCCUUAAAUAUAAUGUGCAUCUAUAAUAUUGUAUUCAAAUAUAAUUCAUUAAAUAAUGAAUUUAUAUAUUUAGGAUUUAUAAUAUUUCAAACUUUUGUCUUAUCCACUGCUAUUGUAAUUGUAUCAGAAAUAAAUUUUUUAGCUCAUCAAUUUAAACGACAAUUACCAAUCAUGCAAUUUUGUAUGAAAGAACCAUCAAUAAAAUGGCAAAUUAAUGAAUUCCAUGAACGUUUAACAACUACCGAAAAUGGUUUUGGUUUUUAUUGCGGUCGUAUUGCUAUUAUUAAUUAUCAUAAUUCUUUUCAGCUUUUAAUGUCAUAUUUUGGCUUUAUGUUGAUAAUGUUUAAAUUCUUUUUCAAUAAUAAUGUCUAA